This is a messenger RNA of Gloeophyllum trabeum ATCC 11539, 1287 nucleotides long. RefSeq lists its product as uncharacterized. NCBI's taxonomy places the organism in Eukaryota, Fungi, Basidiomycota, Agaricomycetes, Gloeophyllales, Gloeophyllaceae. Bases 283 to 1095 code for a protein of 270 amino acids. The transcript is spliced from 6 exons. The record is from RefSeq and is a predicted model, not a curated record.
GUCGACGUUAUCAUGAACUCCAUCCUGCGAAGAGAAUGGAAUAGGAUUGGAUAGGAUAGGAUAUCUCGAGAUGCGGAUAUAGAACCUGAUGUACACGGGUAAAGCAUAGAUUACGCGGGGGAUCCUGGAGUAGUCGUAAAGCAAACAAACAAACAGAUGUCGGGAAAGCAAUCCACGGACAGGGGGAACAUGCAAUCGGGAAUGAAAGGGAAGAUCGUCUGGGCGGAAGCAAAACACACACGCAACCGGAACCCGAAGAAAACCCAGGCUCAUCAGCAGAUGAUGCACCUGCAGCACCCGGCGCCGUCGUCCUCGCCCUCUGCACCGUCCCCCGAGGUCGUAUCCGUGCCCCGCCGUCUCCGCCGGCCCUUCUUUUUGAGCGUCUCGUCCUCGCUGGGCUGGGCGUACGGCCGGAUGGAGAGGUGCACGAUCGUUGAGGGGACUUGCUCGCCCGAGGAGGAGGGGGUUGAUGCGGGAAAAUUGAGCUCUACAUAUGAGGUAUCGUCGUCUUGGAGUAUCUUUCCCAGAUGGAGUAUCCGUAGGAAUGACGGCGCCGGCGGACGCUCGUCGUUCCAUUCCGAGUCUAAAUUGGCGUCAGCAACGAGCCACGCAUUCCACACCAGCUCCUUCACCCGCCCGACCGUCGUCUCCGGCUCGAACGACAUCUGCCUCCUCUUCCCCGAUACCAGCAAGAACGUGAUCGAGCACUUGGGCGUCUGCGGCACGGCCUCCUGCGCCUGCUCCUGCUCCUGCUCCGUCUCCCCCUCCUGCCCCUCCCCCUGGGUAUUCACAUCCACGACCCCCUCCGCCUCCGACACCGACCCCGGGCGCGUCUCGUUGACCUUCGUGAACGACGUCCGCGCGGACGCCGGCGCCGUCCCCAGCACGUCGAUCCGGCGGUACGGCGGCAUCGACGACGCCGUCCCGGGGCGCGGGAGCUCGAGGUCGAUAUGGCCGGGCACGGCCGACGCUGCAGCUGUGUCGCUCAUCGUCGUCGCAGUCGGCAGCAGCAGCCUGAGUACAGUAACGCAGGGACCUGAUCGUGCGAGGCGAGCGGGAGAGGUUGGAGCCGGGCGUGUAAGGGGGGGAACUUGACGUCUAUAUGUAGAAGCAGGCAGAAGCAGCAGUGAUUGUGUUUGUCCGACUCCGACGUGCGUUCCCAGCUCUGUCAGGGUUCUGCGGGGGAAAAUAAAAGGGCGCGCGUCGAGCUCGCUGUGCUUUAUAUCGUCGCCGCCGUCGUCUGUCAGACAGCCUGGGCCAGCGGCUGGCCUGAUCCAAAGGCUGCUC